AUGUCAACAGGUCCCUCGACCACCACACCCGCCUCUAUUCAUGAACCUCACCCCGAUCCCAUCGCUCUCACUGCAACUCCUGAAAAUCAUAAAGAAAUAAACUAUACGCCUGAUCCCACAUUAUCUAUCCCCCUCUCUCCUUCGCGUCAGAAGAUCGUAACAAGUAUUACAUCGCUUUACAGCGGGAGCUGUGUGGAUGGAGGCACCGGGGAGCAAGACAUGCAUGUUUAUUCUGAAAAGGCGAUUUAUGAUGAUCCGUGGAGUUAUUGCGAUACGAGGUUUAAGAUUGCGGGACAGUGGUAUGGGAUACCUAUGAUAAUGGGGUCAUCUGAAACUCUUGCUACAGAAGUCGUGAAGUCUUCAGACGACGAAAUUGUGUUUAAAUUGCGGCAGGAGUAUAGACCGAAACUCUUGCCAAAAGGAAAGGCUGUUGAUAGUCUUAUCAGCUUGAAGCUCGUGGAAGAAGGAGGUGAAGAGAAGGUUAUUUAUCACAAAGACAUGUGGAAUGAAAAAGAUUAUAGUCAUGAGGGGUUGGGAAAAGUGUUCAAGACGCUGAAUGGAGAUUAUUUGACUGGGAUUACGAGACCUCCCAAGAGUUUGUAG
Messenger RNA from Botrytis sinoallii, 603 nucleotides. RefSeq lists its product as uncharacterized. The coding region runs from base 1 to 603 and encodes 200 amino acids. The record is from RefSeq and is a predicted model, not a curated record. NCBI's taxonomy places the organism in Eukaryota, Fungi, Ascomycota, Leotiomycetes, Helotiales, Sclerotiniaceae. The transcript is spliced from 3 exons.